CAAAGGCACGCCAGGUGACAUGGGCGUGGCAGGUGCUCCAGGUGUGCAGGGCCCUGCCGGACCUACAGGUGAGAAGGGAGACACAGGUGAGCGGGGACCGGUAGGUGAGAAGGGCACACCUGGCGUCGGCACACCUGAGUCGACCCUCGUGGCGUUUUCCGUGGCGCGAACCACAGACCUGACGGCGUCGAACUCAUCCGGCACCGUGGUGACGUAUGAUGACGUCCUUAGCAACGUGGGCGGGGCUUACGACAUGGCAACGGGAAAGUUCGUUACUAGAGCGGGAGGGAUGUACUACUUCGUGUUCACCGGCAUGACGAAGGUUCAGUACCGCCUCGAGCUGAAGAAGAAUGGAGAAAUCAUGGUCUCCAUGUACGAGUCGUAUCCAGGCGAGCGUCAGUCCAGCAGUAACAGCGCCAUCCUGCAGCUGGAGACCGGCGACCAGGUGUGGGUGGAGCUGCAGAUGGGCGAGUACACGCUGCUUAGUAACGACAACCGGUACCUCACGUUUUCCGGAUUCCUCAUCAACCCAGCUUAACCGGUACCUCACGUUUUCCGGAUUCCUCAUCA
Messenger RNA from Branchiostoma floridae (Florida lancelet), 570 nucleotides. Its product is annotated as complement C1q tumor necrosis factor-related protein 3-like. Bases 20 to 538 code for a protein of 172 amino acids. The transcript has 2 exons. Lineage: Eukaryota; Metazoa; Chordata; Leptocardii; Amphioxiformes; Branchiostomatidae. Gene Ontology annotation, molecular function: protein binding. The record is from RefSeq and is a predicted model, not a curated record.